CCUCUCAGUUGCCGUUUCCGUCUCACACCGGCCAUUGCUGCCUUACCUGGGGUGGAGAGUCUGUAUACCGAGGCUGAGGAGUGACAGCGCGGUACCGGGCUGUGCUGUGUGAGGCUGCUCCCGGCUGUACCCCUGCUUGUAGAGGGGAGAUGGAUGGCAAUGCAGCGAAUCCUGGAGGAGUGAAUGGCUUUACCAAGAAAUCACAGCUUCAGGUCACUGUGAUAUCUGCCAAGCUGAAAGAUAACCGGAAGAACUGGUUUGGUCCCAGUCCCUACGUGGAGGUGUCUGUAGAUGGACAGUCGAAAAAGACAGAAACCAGGAAUAAGACCCACAGCCCAAAAUGGAAGCAACAUCUGACGGUAAUUGUUACACCAUUUAGUGUGUUAAGUUUCCGGGUGUGGAGCCACCAGACUCUGAAAUCAGAUGCCCUGCUCGGCAGCGCCUCUCUCAACCUGCACGAAACCCUUCGAUCCAAUAACUUGAAACUGGAGGAGGUGGUUGUGACCUUGCAGCUAUUAAAUGAUGGGGAGGCAGUCGGCGAUCUGUCCGUGUGUCUUGAUGGUAUGCAGGUAGACGCGGAGAGCUUGACGAACGGAGACAUAUCCUGUACAUCAGAAAGUUCAAUGUCACCUGGAGAGAUGCGCACUGAGAACGCUGGUACCAACGAAGGAUCAGCCUCUGUUGAUAGCCGAACGACUAACGGUACAAGUUCACCAUCUCUGGCCAACGGAGGAUUCAAGCCCAGCAGACCUCCGAGACCAUCGCGUCCCCCUCCCCCAACUCCUCACAGGAAUUCCAUCCCAGCUACUGCCAAUGGUGCCCUUCCUGCAAAUACAGAAAACAGUGGCAUAAGCGCAAAUAGUGGACUUGCCAUCCCAUUGAACGAGACAGAAGCGUUGCCUGGCAUCCCUCCGGUUUCUAGGCAAAUUGCUCCGAUCGCUGUGGAUGGCCCGCGAAUGGCACCAGUCAACCCAGGUCCUCUGCCGCCAGGUUGGGAGCAGCGGGUGGACCUGAGUGGUCGUGUUUACUUUGUGGAUCAUGUGGCAAAAAGGACAACUUGGGACAGACCUGAACCUCUUCCUCCUGGCUGGGAACGCCGUGUGGACAACAUGGGCCGAAUUUACUAUGUAGAUCACAUAACCCGGACUACCACGUGGCAGCGGCCCACUCUGGAAUCUGUCCGCAACUAUGAACAGUGGCAGCUUCAGCGCAACCAGCUGCAGGGAGCCAUGCAGCAGUUCAACCAGAGAUUCAUCUACGGGAACCAGGACUAUGCAGCCCAGAACAAGGAGUAUGAUCCAUUGGGACCCUUACCUGCUGGCUGGGAAAAGAGGACAGAUGCAAAUGGCAGGGUGUAUUUUGUCAAUCAUGCUACAAGGACAACUCAGUGGGAAGACCCCAGAAAUCAGGGACAAUUAAAUGAGAAGCCCCUGCCGGAGGGCUGGGAGAUGAGAUUCACCGUGGAUGGAGUUCCUUAUUUCGUGGAUCAUAACAGAAGGACCACUACGUAUAUCGACCCCAGAACUGGCAAAUCUGCCUUAGAUAACGGCCCGCAGAUCGCGUAUGUCCGGGAUUUCAAGGCCAAGGUGCAGUACUUCAGAUUCUGGUGCCAGCAACUCUUCAUGCCGCAGCAUAUCAAGAUCACCGUGUCCAGGAAAACCUUGUUUGAAGAUUCGUUUCAGCAGAUCAUGAGCUUUAACCCACAUGAUCUUAGGAGGAGACUGUGGAUCAUCAUUCCGGGAGAAGAGGGGUUGGAUUACGGUGGAGUAGCAAGGGAGUGGUUCUUCCUCCUGUCGCAUGAGGUGCUCAAUCCAAUGUACUGCUUGUUUGAAUAUGCCGGGAAGGACAACUACUGCCUGCAAAUCAACCCAGCGUCUUACAUUAACCCCGACCACCUUCGUUAUUUCCGCUUCAUCGGCCGUUUCAUCGCUAUGGCGCUGUUCCAUGGAAAGUUUAUAGACACCGGAUUCUCUCUGCCCUUUUACAAGCGCAUCUUAAAUAAACCGGUGGGACUGAACGACCUGGAAUCCGUGGAUCCGGAGUUUUAUAACUCCCUCAUCUGGAUAAAAGAGAACAACAUCGAGGAGUGUGGCCUGGAGAUGUUCUUCUCCGUGGAUAAGGAGAUCUUAGGGGAGGUCCAAAGCCAUGAUCUGAAGCCGAAUGGCAGCAACAUUCAGGUGACAGAGGAAAACAAGGAGGAAUAUAUCAGAUUGGUGUCAGAGUGGCGGCUGUCUCGGGGUGUAGAAGAGCAGACGCUUGCUUUCCUUGAUGGCUUCAAUGAGAUCCUUCCUCAGCAGUAUCUGCAGUAUUUUGAUGCCAAGGAAUUAGAGGUGUUACUGUGCGGGAUGCAAGAAAUUGACUUGAAUGACUGGCAGCGCAAUACUAUCUACAGGCACUAUACCCGAACCAGCAAGCAGAUCGUAUGGUUCUGGCAGUUUGUGAAAGACAUAGACAAUGAGAAACGCAUGCGACUGCUUCAGUUUGUCACCGGGACGUGCCGGCUGCCCGUUGGAGGCUUUACAGACCUCAUGGGGAGCAACGGUCCUCAGAAGUUUUGUAUUGAGAAGGUUGGAAAAGAAAACUGGCUGCCGAGGAGUCAUACAUGCUUCAAUCGUCUAGACCUCCCGCCUUACAAAAGUUUUGACCAGCUCAAGGAAAAGCUGCUGUUUGCAAUUGAGGAAACAGAGGGAUUUGGUCAGGAAUAAUAACCCUCGCGGGCGUCCCAUGGGCCGGGAUGCGAGUGCGAACACUGCUGAUCCUCCACCACCAUCCCUUAUCAAGAGCUGCAAUCUUCUCCAUAUCCAAAGGGUUGAGAUAUCUCUCUCUCUUCCUAUAGCCCUGAAACCUUUGCUAACAUAUAGCCCUUUCCUCUGUGAUCGAAACACAUCUGUUUAUUUUUGCCGUAGUCCGUAUUCAUCCUUAUCCGCAUCGAGGAGACAUGCGCCUGACCGCUGCUACACAUCUUUUCGGAUGUCUCCUUAACCUGCCUCGAGUCCAAAAACUUAGAUCGUUCCUGUGGUAUCAGAAAGGUUUACGCACCCCUUCAGUCUUCCAACCUUCCUUUGGGAAAGGAUUAAAAAAUGCAUCGGCCCCUCCUGGCUAGAGUCCAACGAAUGUAGCAGUGCUGUGCCAGAGGACACCCGGCGCCCAUUGAGCUGUAUAUAGCCAUAUUUAUUAAGCGCCGACAGAAGGUGUCCUGUGGCUUUGUGCAGGGUAAUAAGUACAGCUGAUACCCCUGUGAGGCUUACCUUAUGUCUAAAACUCCAGAAGUGGUUUUGAUUCUGUAGACAAGUCUACAACACCUCAAACGCCAUCAUAGUAAGGUUGAAGUUGUUGGGCUUGUGGACCUACUGAGCCGGGGCUUUAUUAGGAAUGGCUUUAUUACCCUCUGCCUGUCCUGAUGUUACUGAUCGUCACGGCUUGGAACUCCCCGUCUGGGUUUUACGUGUGUCGGUAAGGCUUUGUGACCAUGGGCUACUGGAGAACGUUCUCAUCCCAAGAGACUUAUAGCGGCCCUGUCUCUGUCCCGUAUUCUUACUGUUCAUCCCAUGUGAUGGUGUUCAUAGGGUAAAGUAACAAAUAUAUACGCGUGUACGGCGUUCCACCAUCGCAGUAGGCGGUGCACGGUGGCAGUCUCUACUUUCAGGCGUAGGGUUUGUAUUAUUUCUCCUCCGUUUUAAUUUCCGUCUUGUGUUUUGGUGAGUUGGUAAAUACCGGUUUCGUCCCCCACAUCGCUGCCGGUGGCUUUGCUGCAGUAAUAUGGUGCUUUAUUCAAACCAAAUAAUUCUAAGCCAGUUCCAUUCGUCGCUUGAAACAAACCGG
Messenger RNA from Spea bombifrons (plains spadefoot toad), 3822 nucleotides. RefSeq names its product itchy E3 ubiquitin protein ligase (gene ITCH). Lineage: Eukaryota; Metazoa; Chordata; Amphibia; Anura; Pelobatidae. The record is from RefSeq and is a predicted model, not a curated record. The transcript is spliced from 24 exons. The coding region runs from base 150 to 2705 and encodes 851 amino acids. Gene Ontology annotation, molecular function: ubiquitin protein ligase activity; protein binding. Gene Ontology annotation, biological process: protein K29-linked ubiquitination; protein K63-linked ubiquitination; protein K48-linked ubiquitination.